Molecule: messenger RNA, 636 nt
Organism: Funneliformis mosseae
Lineage: Eukaryota; Fungi; Glomeromycota; Glomeromycetes; Glomerales; Glomeraceae
Source: the annotation of a GenBank genome assembly
AUGGAACAUUUCGAAUUAAAAACAGACAGGAAACCAAAGCUUUCGGAUAACAUUUUAGAACUUAAGUUUAUGCAAAGGCAGCAAGAAAAAGCUUUGCGUGAAAAAUUGGAAAGAGAACGUUCUAGAGCCCUUGGAGAAUCUCAGUGGAUUGCUUUUUACGAUGAACUUGAAGUUGGAAAACCUUAUCUAUCUUUUGCGACACCUGAAGUAGGAAACGGAAGAUUGUCUUUUGGACGUUCCAAAAAAGUUAAUAAGAAAAGAGCUCCGACUAAUAUAACAACAAUAGAAGAAUCAAAUGGAUCUUCAUCAAGAAGCUCUAUAAAAAGAGCGAACAGUAUACAGGUUAAUAAUAAGCGAAAAUACGAAUAUAUCCAGGAUACAACUUUAAAAAACUCAAAGAGAACCUAUGAACUAGAAGAUAAGACUUUGAGUAAAAACUCGAAAUAUGAACUAGAAUUAGGUGAAAUUGAAGAGGAUUUUGAAGCAUUGGAAAAGUUUGAAAAGGUUGAAGAAUUAGAAAAAUUAGAAGAAUUGGGAGAAGAAUUGGAAGAAGGAGAAAUUCCACAAAAGAUUACAAAACUUGACAGUAGCGAAUUUAAAAGAAGAUCUAUUGGAUUUUUGAAACCACCAGAAUAA